AUCAGGGAAGACAGAGGAACACUCUUUGACAGAGGUAACACAUCACUUCUUGUCAAAGCCACUUUCACACUCCAACGUCUCAAUUCUCUCUCCACCACCACCACCACCACCACCAGUGUCUACCACCACCACCACCGUAGAAGAAAAGCAAAAAAGCAAAAUGUGUGAUCAGGAAGUGAACCAGCCUCUCUCACCUUCACGAUCACCAUCAAAUCCUCCUCAAUUUCAACUUCACCCAAGCACCCCGGAGAAAUUUCCCAACCCAAACAUUCAGAAACGAAUGCAAGGAGACACUUGCUUCAAGUGUCACCAACAAGGUCAUUGGAGUUGGUUUUGCCCUUUGAACUCUCCCAACAAGAACCCCCUCUCAUCAUCAUCAUCAUCACACUCACCCACUCUCCACUCCCCUCAGAACAUUCACUGCCGUUGUGGCUACGGUUUGUGCAUCAUCAAAACCUCCAAGAGCGAGAGAAACCCGGGGAGAAAGUACUAUGCCUGCCCCGUCAAAAGGGGGGCACAGUGCAAUGGAUACGGGUUUAUGAAAUGGUGUGAUGAGCCUGUUGAUCAGAGUGAUUGGCAGCCUCCGUUGUUCAAGUACCCUGAGUGUGAAUGCGGAGCUGGAGUGUGUCGAAGAGUGAAGGGAACACAAGAGAGCACCAGUGUGGUUAAGUACUAUUUUGAGUGCCCUGUGAAAAAGGAUCAUGGAUCUUGUGGAUACCAAGUGUCAGAAGAUGAAGUGCUCAACAACACAAGCAUUGCUCCUAUCCCACAAAGCAUGUCUGAAGAGGAAGUGCUCAACAACUCAAGCAUUACUCCUACCCGGAAAAGCAGGCAAAGGUGUCUCGAUGACUUUUACCAAAAUGAUAAAAGUCAUAAAACUGAGAAUGACCUGGGUGAUGGCUUGUGUGAGGGAGGUAAUUUCCUUGGACAGACCAAAAGGAUGAGAAUCAUGGACAAUUAUGAAUUUCUCUCAUCCUUGGUUAUAUCUGAAAUUCCAGAAGGUGAAGAUGCUGGUGCAGUAGCGGAAGUAGACCAAUCAAAAGUUGCUGGUUUUCCAGAAUUUGAGAUUGCUGAUGAUGAUUUAGAAUUUGCCGACUUAGCCAUUCAGGCAGAAGCUGAUCUAUUACCUAGUCUGUCAACACCUUCAAGGAUCAGUGCUCGACAAUAUGUUUUUGUUAGGGACAUUGUUGAUGCAUCACUUGAUGGUUUUCUAAUGGGUUGGUUAGGCCGCCUUGUCUUUGUCCAUCCCACAAAGGGCUUGAAGCUUCCCACACCACAGCCAUUUUUCUGCUGUGUUUUCCCAUCUUUUAAUCCUAUACUUGUUCCUAAACAAGCAAGUAUUAUUCUUAAUGGUCCUAGUGCUCAACAUACUCAACUUUCAACUACUAGUCUUACUGAGGUAUCCAGAGAUGUAGUUAGUCCCAAUUCACCACCAGGCAGUGGAAACAAGCCAAUUACAAUGUCAAAGAGGCAAAGAGAAGUUGCCUUGUUUAUGCAGCAGCAGCUACUGAGUGAUCUAGAGAAUCUGGAUCCUCGCGAGCAGGACUCUAUGAGAGAGGCAGCAGAGACCACUUUCACAUUGUUAAAUCGUUUAGAAGUUGACUGUGAGCAAUUUUCUCAGCAUGUGUGGGAUUUCAUCAAUCUCACAUCAUCCAUAGUAGAAAUGGAUAAGUCUAUGGAAAAUUCACUUACUCUCGAGGAACACCAAAAACUCUUUGAGGAGGAGGAAAUUAAAUUGGAUUGCAUCAAGGAUGACCUUGCUGAGACUGAGGCUUUGCUUGAAGUAUCAAACCGACAUAGAAAAACUCUUUGUGAAGAGAUCUCUCAUCUUGAGGCCAUGCUCCUUAAGAAGAAAAACCAAUUAGAAUCUUGUGAGGUGGAGACAUUGCAAAUGGAGACUCAGCUUGGUGAUUUGAAAAGAAGUAUGUUGAAAGCUGACAUAACUUUGAGGGAUAGAGCUGAACAAGUAGAAGUAGCCCGCAAACAAAGUGAAGAAAGAAAAGCAAAGCAGGUUGCAGCUAAGACAGCACUGGAGAAUGCAAAACUUGAAUUGGAGAAUUGAUUACUCACUGUAUUUGUUAAGGGAAUGUUGUGUUGUGAAUAGUGUAUAUAUUUAACUUGUUCUCUUCCUCCUCCCCUGUACUAUGUAAGAUCAAUCUCAUGUGUAUCAUCUGUUAUCUGUAUGUCUUUGUUUCAACAUUGGCAGCUUACUGUUCCUAAUGGUCCUAGUCAAGUUGUUUUCAAAUUCUUAACCA
This is a messenger RNA of Lotus japonicus, 2255 nucleotides long. RefSeq lists its product as uncharacterized. The transcript has 5 exons. NCBI's taxonomy places the organism in Eukaryota, Viridiplantae, Streptophyta, Magnoliopsida, Fabales, Fabaceae. Gene Ontology annotation, molecular function: zinc ion binding; nucleic acid binding. Bases 161 to 2062 code for a protein of 633 amino acids. The record is from RefSeq and is a predicted model, not a curated record.